UGUGUUAUCUAUUGGACCGCGGGAUUUUUCUUUUGUAAAUUUCUGAGAGUUUCACUUUGCUUCUUCAUUCAUAUCUUUUGCUUUGACUUCACCAAAAUCCCCACAAGGUUUGAGCUUUUACCGUCAAACUCACCUGAAGCAGCAGUUGGAGUAAUGGGUUUGAAUCUCAACCCAAUUUUGCGACAAGAACUGGCUAAUCUUGACAAAGACACAGAGAGCCGUAAAUCAGCAAUGAAAGCUCUUAAAUCUUAUGUCAAGGACUUGGAUUCAAAGGCUAUUCCCAGUUUCUUAGCACAGGUUUUCGAGACUAAAGAAACCAACUCUUUGUCUGGUGAAUACACGAUUUCGCUCUAUGAAAUCCUUGCGCGUGUUCACGGACCAAACAUUGUCCCCCAGAUUGAUAUUAUCAUGUCCACCAUUGUCAAGACUUUAGCUUCAAGUGCUGGCUCUUUCCCUCUCCAACAAGCGUGUUCCAAAGUCAUUCCGGCUAUAGCGAGAUACGGGAUUGACCCGACAACCGCAGAAGACAAGAAACGAUUCAUCAUCCACUCUCUGUGUAAGCCUCUUUCGGAUUCUCUCUUGGGUUCUCAAGAGAGCCUCACUUCUGGCUCUGCAUUGUGUCUGAAGGCUCUUGUGGAUUGUGACAACUGGCGUUUUGCUUCGGAUGAGAUGGUGAACAGGGUCUGUCAAAACGUGGUCGUUGCGUUGGACUCAAACUCGAACCAAACACAUCUUCAAAUGGGUCUGGUUAUGUCACUUGCUAAGCAUAACCCUUUGAUUGUUGAAGCCUAUGCAAGGCUGCUGAUACACACUGGACUGAGAAUUCUUGGAUUUGGCUUCUCAGAAGGAAACUCGCAGAAAAGAUUAUCAGCAGUCCAGAUGUUGAAUUUCCUAAUGAAGUGCUUGGACUCGAGAAGCAUAUACUCUGAAGUUGAUUUGAUAAUCAAGGAAAUGGAGAGGUGCCAAUCUGAUCAAAUGGCUUAUGUUAGAGGAGCUGCUUAUGAAGCAAUGAUGACUUCGAAAAGAAUAGCAGGAGAGCUCGAGUCAAAGAUGGAGAAAGGUUGUCGUUCAGUUACUGGUUCGAAUUUCAAUCGAAGAAACUGUCCUUCCAUUGUUAAUGCUCAUUCUCCUGAUGAUUCUUUAUCACCAGAAUCACAGACUCUUGGAGGCUCGUUUAGCGGAUAUGACUCUCCGCUUGAGUCCUCACCUAUUUCUCGUGCUUCUUGUAACUCUGAAUUGGAUCAGCGGAGUGUGAAUCGCAAACUUUGGAGACCUAAAGGAGGAGUUGAUAUCUCUUUAAAGGAUGGUCUUUUCUCUGGAGACACCACUGUGUCUGAUUCACCUCUUGUCCCUUAUGAUCGUUGUGAAGAUGGAGAUAAUGGCAGCGAUGAAUUCGAAGGGUUUCUAAUGGGAAGUUUGAGUCGAAACAGGCGGCUGCAACACACCACUCCUACAAGUCCACAGAGACAGUGUUGUUCACGCAUCAAUGCUGAAGAUUUCAACAUCUAUAGCACCCCAAGGAAGCUAAUCAGCUCUCUUCAGUAUCCUGAUGAUCUGGACUUGGAUCAUUCAGACUUUCAAAGUCCAAUGCGAUCUCGCCAAAACACUAAACUCAGAAAGCAGUUUCCAACCGUGGCGGCGGAAACAAUGUCAUCAUCAACUGUCAUAUAUGGUGAAGAAACAACACUUCAAACACAGAUGAUUAUGGGUAAGAAGAAGAAGAAGAAGAUGAGCUAUGUCAAACUCAUUCUUGCGAUAUCAUUUGUUGCGUUGGUGCUAUUUGCAAGUGUGAUGAUGUUGAUGGAGUAUCAAGAUGAUGAUGUUGGUUACUACAGUGUUCCAACAUGAUGAUGAUUCUCCUCUCUUUCAGUGGUAAGUUUAAUCCUAGUGUAGUAGAGAGAAGGUUAUUUUAGUUAUCCAAUUUACAAGUUGGUUGUCUGUAAUGUAAUUGGUACAAGAUGUAGAAUCUUCUUCUUCUACUUGUUGUUCUCAUUUUGUUUCU
Eutrema salsugineum is the source of this 2002-nucleotide messenger RNA. Its product is annotated as protein SINE1. Gene Ontology annotation, molecular function: microtubule binding. The transcript has 3 exons. Gene Ontology annotation, cellular component: microtubule. Lineage: Eukaryota; Viridiplantae; Streptophyta; Magnoliopsida; Brassicales; Brassicaceae. Bases 154 to 1848 code for a protein of 564 amino acids. The record is from RefSeq and is a predicted model, not a curated record.